CAAUCCUGGGGCAGUAAGGUACGAUCAUGGGGCAGUUAGGUACGAUCUUGGGGCAGUAAGGUACAAUCCUGGGGCAGUUAGGUACAAUCAUGGGGCAGUUAGGUACGAUCUUGGGGCAGUAAGGUACAAUCCUGGGGCAGUCAGAUAUGAUCUUGGGGCAAAAAGGUACGAUCUUGGGGCAGUAAGGUGCGAUCAUGGGGCAGUUAGGUACAAUCAUGGGGCAGUUAGGUACGAUCUUGGGGCAGUAAGGUACGAUCUUGGGGCAGUGAGGUACAAUCCUUGGGCAGUCAGAUAUGAUCUUGGGGCAGUGAGGUACAAUCCUGGGGCAGUAAGGUACGAUCAUGGGGCAGUUAGGUACGAUCUUGGGGCAGUGAGGUACAAUCCUGGGGCAGUUAGGUACGAUCUUGGGGCAGUGAGGUACGAUCUUGGGGCAGUGAGGUACAAUCCUGGGGCAGUUAGGAACGAUCAUGGGGCAGUAAGGUACGAUCUUGGGGCAGUGAGGUACAAUCCUGGGGCAGUUAGGUACGAUCAUGGGGCAGUUAGGUACGAUCUUGGGGCAGUGAGGUACAAUCCUGGGGCAGUAAGGUACGAUCAUGGGGCAGUUAGGUACGAUCUUGGGGCAGUGAGGUACAAUCCUGGGGCAGUUAGGUACGAUCUUGGGGCAGUAAGGUACAAUCCUGGGGCAGUCGGAUAUGAUCUUGGGGCAAAAAGGUACGAUCUUGGGACAGUAAGGUACGAUCAUGGGGCAGUUAGGUACAAUCGUGGGGCAAUAAGGUACAAUCCUGGGUCAGUCAGAUAUGAUCUUGGGGCAAUAAGGUACGAUCUUGGGGCAGUAAGGUACGAUCAUGGGGCAGUUAGGUACAAUCUUGGGGCAGUAAGGUACAAUCCUGGGGCACUAAGAUUUUAUAUGAAAACAAUAUAAGAUUUUACCUACAUGGUUUUAAUUGAGAGUGAUAUACAUGAAAGGUACCAAGUUGGGGCAGUAAGGAACCAUCCUGGGGCAGUAAGGUACAAUCCUGGGGUAGUAAGAAUGUAUGUGGAAACAAUAUAAGAUUUUACCUAUAUACUUUAAUUGAUAGUGAUACACAUGAAAGGUAAGAAGUAGGGGCAGUAAGGAACUAUCCUGGGGCAGUAAGGUACAAUCCUGGGGGAGUUAGGUUCAAUCCUGGGGCAGUAGGAAUUUAUCUGAAAACAAUGCAAGAUUUUACCUACAUGCCUUAAUUGAUAGUAGUACAUAUGAAAGGUACAACCUUUGGGCAGUAAGGUACAAUCCUGGGGCAGUCAGGUACAAUCUUGGGGCAGUAAGAUUCUAUGUGAAAUUAACUGAAGAUAUUACCAACAUGUAUUUAAUUGAUUAUGAUAUACAUGAAAGGUACCA
Molecule: messenger RNA, 1378 nt
Organism: Owenia fusiformis
Lineage: Eukaryota; Metazoa; Annelida; Polychaeta; Sabellida; Oweniidae
Source: the annotation of a GenBank genome assembly